Messenger RNA from Lepisosteus oculatus (spotted gar), 2780 nucleotides. It is a transcript of the gene dhrs7cb, whose product is annotated as dehydrogenase/reductase (SDR family) member 7Cb. Gene Ontology annotation, biological process: intracellular calcium ion homeostasis. NCBI's taxonomy places the organism in Eukaryota, Metazoa, Chordata, Actinopteri, Semionotiformes, Lepisosteidae. The record is from RefSeq and is a predicted model, not a curated record. Gene Ontology annotation, molecular function: oxidoreductase activity, acting on the CH-OH group of donors, NAD or NADP as acceptor.
AUCCUCUGUGAGCCGGUCAAGCUACCGUUCGGGUCUGCUAAUGGGCAGAGAGAAAAGCUUCUGAUUAACAAGUUAUCCCUGGAAAACAACGGCCUUUAUCGGCACCAGCUUUAGUUCCUUACGCACACUGACAUGGGGUUCACAUCUGUUUUCAUUUUGCCGGUGUUGGUGGUGCUGGUGGCUGGGAUGUAUUACCUCUACAAUGAAAUAGUCAAGUUCAUGUCCAAGUCAGUGGUGCGGAACAAAGUGGUGGUGAUAACGGAUGCAGUGUCUGGACUGGGGAAGGAGUGUUCCAGGGUGUUUCAUAUGGGAGGAGCCAGGCUGAUCCUGUGUGGGAAAAGCUGGGAGAAGUUAGAAGCCCUCUAUGACGCCCUGAACAGCGUAGCAGACCCGAGUGUGACUUUCACACCGAAGCUGGUACUCCUGGACCUCAGCGACAUCAACGGUAUUCCGGAGGUGACCAGAGAGAUCCUGGAGUGCUAUGGGUGUGUGGACGUGCUGAUCAGCAAUGCCAGUAUGAAAGUCAAAGCACCAGUGCAAACAUUGUCACUUGAAAUGGAUAAAAAGAUCAUGGACACAAAUUACUUUGGACCGAUUACCUUAACCAAAGGUCUCCUUCCUUCGAUGACCUCCAGGCGGACAGGACACUUGGUGUUGGUAAACAGCAUUCAAGGAAAACUUGCCAUGCCCUUUCGCACAGCCUACGCCGCCUCCAAACACGCUGCGCAGGCCUUCUUCGACUGCCUCCGAGCCGAGGUCGAGGAGUACGGGAUCUCGGUGAGCACCAUCAGUCCCACUUUCAUCCGAUCCUACCACCUGCAGCCCGAGCAAGCCAACUGGGAGAAGAACAUCUGGAAAUUCUUUUUCAGGAAGCUGUCCCAUGGAGUUCACCCAGUGGAAGUUGCGGAUGAGAUACUAAGAACCGUGAGUCGGAAGAAGAAAGAGGUCCUCAUGGCCAACCCUGUUCCCAGAGCCGCCCUGUACAUCCGCUCUUUCUUCCCCGGGCUUUUCUUUGCUGUGGUGGCGGCCGGAGUGAAGGAUGUCACCCUGGUAGAGGAGGAGAAGCAGUAGAGGAAGGAGCAGAAGGCUGGAAGGGGCUGUUUGUGCCGCUCUCCUGUGUCCUGUUGCUUUGUGUCUUCCCUGUCUGUGAUAUGAUUAGAUGUGAAUCUCUUCUUUCAUGGUCAUUUGCGAAUAACACUAUUCAACCACAGAUUACUUUGGAGAAGUCUUCUUAAGAAUGAACGGAAGGAAUGUAAGGAACCAAACUGAAGCAAUUUUAGGCGUCUGUCUGGGGAACAGGCUGCAAAAGGUCUGUAAAAGGCUAAAAAUCUAGCUUUCCCCAGCACUCUCUAUCUGGAUUUAAGGAAUUUUUAUUAAAAUCCAAUGGAUAAGUAAAGAAGGAACAAUAUCUAGGAACAAUAGGAGAAAGCACGCUUAUAAAGAAUGGUACAGAGCAAACAUUCAGUACAGUUUUGGUCCUUUAUUUGAACCUGUUAUAAAUGGAUGAAGCUGUGAAGUAGCUGAAGAAAAAAAGAGGUUUAUUUUUUACCAUGCUGUAUGUGCAUUCCGGCCCCAUCUACUGCACCUUCUAUUUUAGGACACAAGGGACUACAAGCACAGAAAUGUGAUGCAGUGUGGAAUAAAAACUUGUCAGUGGUCCCAAAACAGUGGCUUAUUUUAACCUUAUAUAAACAUCUUUCUUGACGUCAUACACUGUACGAAAACAUCUUCUGUAAAGAACCACAUUUAAAAGCAUGUGUUCCAGUGCAAAAUGUGCCAUGACUCAGACUCCAAAUAAACUCCUUUAAUUUUUAACCAUAUUCAGUAAAAAAAGGUUUCCUGUUUCCAUAAAAUUGUUGUCUCCUACCAGAUCUGCAUUGGUCUGCAUAUUAGGUGGGGUGUAAAAUCCUGCCUAACAUGCAAAAAGUUACUCAGAAACGUACAGUACCUUUUAUUAUUAAAGUGUUAAGCCUCAAGUUAACAUUAAGAUAUACUGCUCAGUAAGGCAAUGGAGAUCCUCCUCCUUCAGGACCACCAGUGAGGUAGAGGCCAGUGUAAUAGUAACUACGGUUCUGAAGGAGCCUUUAUUUUGGCAGUGAGGCUUGUUUGCUCCCAAAGCCUGUACCAAUCUGGUCUACCUCCACCAACAGGGCAAGGAAGCAAGCCCUUGUCUGGGUCAUUAGGAGCAAUCCUGUCAGUGGGUGCAGCAGACUUGCCCCUCAUGUUUUUCUUCGCCUGAAAGCUGUACACCACAACAGCCCCUGUGCCCUUUGUGCACCUAACUCUUUAAGGGACCCCUGAAUUUUGGGUCAUGGGGAGAAGGGGAUUGAUCUUCUGCUCUAAGACAUAGGUCCUGGUGUGUUAGGUGGUCUUUUUUAUAAAAAAAGGCCAACUCAACUACUUUAAGGUUUACAGAACCAUUUUAACACUUUUCUCCAAAGCAUUUAUUGAAAGUGUUUUAAAAUAUUGUCUCGCUUGUUGCUUUGACAACAUCAGUACUGUUACUUGAAAUAGGAUGGGAAAAUCUUUCUUAGUGGGUAAUCUUAGUGAGGAUAAUCAGCAAAAUAACUGGGACAAAUUUAAGAAACAUAAAGGGGUUAAGAGCAUUAUGGAGUGUGUGUCUCACCCUCCAUUGUGAAUUCUCUAAUUCUCUCUACUCUACCAUCAAGGAUGUGCCUCUGUGUCCCCAGUUGUAAAGAUAACAGAUCUGGGAAAUCUUUCAUACCCUCUUCAAUCUUGCUCUCAAAAAAUGCAAAAUAAACGUAUCUCCUGAAACACAA